Spodoptera exigua (beet armyworm) is the source of this 1164-nucleotide messenger RNA. Lineage: Eukaryota; Metazoa; Arthropoda; Insecta; Lepidoptera; Noctuidae. The record is from the annotation of a GenBank genome assembly.
GUUGACAGAUAAUUCCAUUCUAUUUUUAAAUAAUUAUAAAGAAUAGUUUAAAACUAUUUCAAAUGGUUACCAAAGAGUUUUAAUAUAAAGUUUAAAUAAAUAGAUGGUUUUAUGACUGGGGUUGCAAACGGGUUGAAUGAACUUUAACCAUAAAGAAUUCGGAAUGGCUGCCACAAUGGUUGAGACCCCACCUCCUCAGCUGAUUACUACUAUAGAAUGGAGUAUGAUGGAUAAAACUAAGUUUUUUCCAUUAUAUACUCUAAGCAGUUUUACAGUAAGAUGCGCGCUUUACCCGUUGACGUUAAUAAAAACACAGAUACAAGUGCAAAGGAAAAAGGAGGCUUACAGUGGAGUCGCCGACGCUAUAUCUAAGAUAUACAAGAACGAAGGCGUACCUGGACUUUAUCGAGGCUUCUGGCUGUCUAGUUUUCAGAUAAUCUCAGGAAUUUUCUACAUUACUACGUAUGAAGGUGUGAGAUACGAACUCGGGAAAUAUGACGUCAGUCCAAAACUCAAGUCGUUCAUUGGCGGUGGUUGUGCAUCGAUAGUUGGACAGACCAUUAUAGUACCAUUUGACGUCCUUAGCCAGCAUCUUAUGGUGUUGGGUCUAGUUAAAGGGAGAGGAAAUGUUCGGAAUCCUCAAAUGAACCCUCUCGGUUUGGACCUAGAGAAGCGUAUGUCGAAAGCGGCCCUCGCCAAAGAGGUUGCGGUGCGUGUGUAUCAACUGCACGGACCUCUUGGAUACUACCGCGGGUAUACUGCUUCUUUGGCCGCUUACGUACCUAACUCCGCACUAUGGUGGGCCUUAUACACUGCUUAUCAAGAUGAACUCCUAAAGAUUGCUCCGUCGUGGGUGUCGACGUUGCUCAUUCAGUGCGCGGCCGGUACGCUCGGCGGGUUCACGACCACUUUCCUAACGAACCCAUUGGAUAUAGUGCGCGCUAGAUUACAGGUCGAAGGUGUAGGCACAAUGAAGCAAAUAUUCAAAACACUUUGGGCAGAAGAAGGCCUAGUAGGUCUGUACUUCAAAGGUCUGUCGGCGCGGCUGCUACAGUCAGCCUGCUUCUCAUUCAGCAUCAUCCUUGGCUACGAAAGUAUCAAGAGAGUCGCGCUCAGCGACGAGUUCAAGCCCAGAGUGCGUUGGUGACGAUAAUAAAUAACUUA